AUGAAACAACCUCUACAAGAUGGUUUUACUCUUCAAGAAUUAGUGCGCGAAGCUUUAUCGCGCAUUAAUUCAAAAUAUCUUACUCAUAAUUUAGGACGUUCAAAAGAUGGUAUGAGACUACUGGAAAGAGUUUGGCAAAUGGAAUUUUAUAGAGCAAUCUAUAACUGUUUACCUAAUGAAAUGCAUAUUUCUCCGGAUGUUGGAAGAAUAUUUGCUACCGAUGGUGUGGUUGAUUUUUAUAUUUCAGAACCUCAAUGGGCCAUUGAGCUUUUGAUUGAUGGUAAAGAUAUGAAGCGUCAUCAUGAACGAUUUCAAGAUGGAGGCAAAUAUUCUUCAAUACCAAUAAAAUCAUAUAUAAUUCUCGAUAUUCGUGAAACUAAAACAACUGUGAAGGCAUAUCCGAAUACUUGGCAUAUAACACCCAAUGCCGAUUUUACUACAUUUAACAUACAAGAUGGCCCAAAUUCUUUUAACAUAACGACUCGCGAUGGAUAUCCUUAUAGUUCAAAUUUUCGAAUCUCAGCACAAGAUGAAGCUAUGAAAUUUGAAAUGAGUAAUUUAAAAAGAAGACGUAACAAUAAUGGUGAUAUAAAAGAGGAAAGGCAAAAACGGCAAAAGAUACAUGAUGUAGUAGAAGACCUGGAAAAGCUAGUGAAUUCUUUAACCAAACGUGAAAAACACUUGAGAGAAAGAGGUGCAUUUAAAGAAGCAGAUAAAGUUCGGCAAAAAUUAAAUAGAGCAUCAAAUGAUUUAGCAAAAAUAUUAUACAAUGCGAAUUUACAUUGGAACCAUGACAGAGAUUCUUCCUCUUCUGAAUCAAGAAGAAAAUGUAUUAUUCUAUAG
This is a messenger RNA of Dentiscutata erythropus, 843 nucleotides long. The record is from the annotation of a GenBank genome assembly. NCBI's taxonomy places the organism in Eukaryota, Fungi, Glomeromycota, Glomeromycetes, Diversisporales, Gigasporaceae.